AGGGCGAGCACCCGUCCGUAAUAAAUACUUACUUCUCCGGAUCAGCCGCUGCACCGGGGGAGCGUUUUAAAUAUGUCAAGGAAGCUCCAAAGGACAGAAGUCUGCGCCGACUGCAGUGCGCCAGAUCCGGGCUGGACCAGUAUCAACCGAGGGGUUCUGAUCUGUGAUGAGUGUUGCUCGGUCCAUCGCAGCCUUGGUCGUCACAUCUCCAUAGUAAAGCACCUGAGGCACAGUGGAUGGCCUCCCGCACUGCUGCAGAUGGUGCAGACCCUGGCCAGUAAUGGGGCCAACUCCAUAUGGGAGCACAGUCUUCUGGACCCUGCUCAGGUGCAGAGUGGUCGGAGGAAACCCAACCCCCAGGACAAAGUCCAUCCCACCAAGUCAGAGUUCAUCAGGGCUAAGUACCAGAUGCUGGCCUUUGUCCACAAGCUGCCCUGCCGCGAUGAUGAUGGCGUCACCACAAAGGACCUCAGCAAGCAACUGCACUCCAGCGUGCGGACGGGGAGUUUGGAGACGUGUCUCAGGCUGCUGUCCCUCGGGGCUCAGGCCAACUUCUUCCACCCGGAGAAAGGAACGACCCCACUCCAUGUUGCAGCCAAGGCAGGCCAGAUCCUCCAGGCGGAGCUGCUGGUGGUGUACGGGGCAGACCCUGGAGCACCUGAUAUCAACGGACGCACACCCAUGGACUAUGCUCGACAAGCAGGCCAGGUGGAGCUAGCGGAGCGACUAGUGGAGUGUCAAUACGAGCUGACUGACAGGCUCGCCUUCUACCUAUGUGGGCGGCGUCCAGAUCACAAGAACGGACACUAUAUCAUUCCACAGAUGGCAGACAGCCUGGACCUUUCAGAACUGGCCAAAGCUGCCAAGAAGAAGCUCCAGGCGCUGAACAAUCGACUGUUUGAGGAGCUAGCCAUGGAUGUCUAUGAUGAGGUGGAUCGCAGAGAAAAUGAUGCAGUGUGGCUGACUACACAGAACCACAGCACUCUGGUGACGGAGCGCAGCGCAGUGCCAUUCCUACCAGUCAACCCAGAGUACUCUGCCACGCGCAACCAGGGUCGGCAGAAGCUUGCUCGUUUUAAUGCUCGAGAGUUUGCCACACUUAUCAUCGACAUCCUGAGCGACGCCAAGAGGAGACAGCAGGGGAAAGGCCUCAGCAGCCCAACGGAUCCGUCAGACCUGGGCAUCGAUGAUGACCAGCAUGACUAUGACAGUGUAGCUUCUGAUGAAGACACGGACAGUGAGCUGACUACCCAGAACAACAACAACACACAGCGAAACAACCGUGCCAAGAGUAUGGACUCAUCUGACCUGUCAGAUGGCCCAAUUACCCUGCAGGAGUACUUGGAGGUCAAAAAGGCCCUAGCCUCCUCAGAAGCAAAGGUCCAGCAGCUAAUGAAGGUCAACAACAACCUCAGCGAGGAGCUCCGUCGACUCCAGAAAGAGAUCACACGGAUGCAGACGGAGAACAGUGUGCUGCGGGGGGGCCAGCAGGCUGGGGGGGUGGCUGGCCAUGGGGUAGGGGGACCUGGCGGAGGAGGCCAUUGGGCAGGGGGCGGGAUGAGAGGAGGAGUAGCAGGAGGAAGGAUGGGAGGGCUGGGGCCAGGUGGGGAACCCCCAGGGCUCUCUGUGCCCUCCUCCAUGGCCCCCUACUCUCACCCCCACCGGAGGGACCGCCAGGCCUUCUCCAUGUACGAGCCCGGGGCAGCCCCAGGCCCAAAGGCCCACAGCCCCCUAGCCCUGGACUCCCUGGCAGACCGCCUGCAGCCCCUCAACACACCCAGCGUGAGGAAGGGUGGUACUGGGGGCCCAGCGCCCUACGGGGGCCAGCAUCUAUCCAGUUCUGUGGAGAUGGGCAGAUACAUGGUCCCUAAAGCGGAGAAGCACGGCAGUGGCACAGACAGCGACUACGACAACACGCAGACAUAUGAUCUCUCACUAAGUAUGGGCCGCAGCAGCGAGGAGGACAGCCGAGAGUCAGAGGAGGUGGGUAGUGGGGUCGGGGAAUUGGGGGAGCCAGAUCCCACCUUACCCUGCACAGAGGACGUCAUACUGAAGACAGAGCAGGUGACCAAAAAUAUCCAGGAGCUCCUGAGAGCAGCGCAGGAGUUCAAACACGACAGCUUUGUUCCAUGUUCUGAAAAGAUCCACGCCGCUGUCACCGAGAUGGCCUCACUCUUCCCCAAACGUCCGGCUUUAGAUGCGGUUCACUGCUCACUGCGCUUGCUAGCCUCCAGUGCCUCGAGGUUGCAGGUGGAGUGCCGCAAGGCAGCCCCUUCGGAGCCAGGGGCCCCGGCUGUGGACUACCAGCUCCUCACCCAGCAAGUCAUCCAGUGCGCCUAUGACAUUGCCAAGGCCGCCAAGCAGCUGGUCACCAUCACCACCCGCGAGAAAAAACAAUGACUUAGGGAUUGACGGAUGGAUGGAGUGGUGGAUGGAUGAACAGGAAAGAGAUGGGGGAAGGACUGUGGAUCAAUGCAAGAGAUGGGUAGGGACAAGGGCAAGAGGAAGAGAGAAAACCAAUGAUUUUGGUUUUAUUGUUUUUAUGGGGCAAGGAAGAUUGACUGACAGAGAACAACCACGAAGAACGUAGUGAUUGGAGGCUGAGAAAACAGGAUAGUAGGAGGAGAAUGGAUGAGGAGAAUGGAUGCCCGGAUGGCAAGAAUGCGGAGAAAUAGGGAUGGAGAGACCAAAGGGAGUUCCACAACACGUAGUGAUGAUGGGUGGUGGGGUGGGGGUCUCUUAGUGCUUCAAGUCAAGUGAAAGUAGAAAAGGGAUGAGCGAAAGGAUCCACCAUGAGGCGCAGCCGGCAGCGCCCCAAAAAUGAAACUGCAUUGGAAUCAAACAACAGCGAUAUAUUUACCGCUUUAACUGUGACGUGCUUACCUGAGUUACGACGGUGGUUAUGUACAGAGAACUUAGAGCAAGGUAUCACAGAGUAGUUACUGUCCAGCUCUUAUCUAUCCACACCUCUCACUCACCCCAUCCCAUCCUCUCUCCACCCCCCACUCCCCUGGCCUUCAGCAGGGAGGGAACAGGUGCACCGCGAGAGACGGCGGUGGGAGGCGCUUGGAUGGACUGCAUCUUAAACUACGCCGCCACCGCCGCCCCUCCCUCCAUCCGUCCUUAACCAGAGAGGAGUCUUUAAUACCUCUCCUCUCCGCCCCACCUUCCCACCACAGCUCUCUGACACUCGUCCCCGAGUCGGCCUUCAGGAGGGCUUCGACACUUUCUGGUCGGAGUUGAUGGGUCUCCAUGUAACUGCCCCCAACCCCACCCCACCCCCAGGUGGUACACAGCAUGACUCGGCAUGUUUUCCCUUUUUACUUUCCUUUCUCUCUUUUAUUGCGUUCAUUUUGA
Molecule: messenger RNA, 3357 nt
Organism: Lampris incognitus (smalleye Pacific opah)
Lineage: Eukaryota; Metazoa; Chordata; Actinopteri; Lampriformes; Lampridae
Gene: git1
Product: G protein-coupled receptor kinase interacting ArfGAP 1
Exons: 20
Coding region: 73-2400 (775 amino acids)
Biological process (GO): regulation of ARF protein signal transduction; brain development
Molecular function (GO): GTPase activator activity; protein binding
Source: RefSeq, a predicted model, not a curated record